AUGUUAUUUGCAGACGAUAGCUAUUUAUUUUGUCAAUCAACUACUAGUGUUGCCGGCAGUGUCUCAAACUUGCUCAAUCAAUUUGAAACUGCAUCUGGACAAAAGGUGAACUUUUCUAAGUCUACUAUGUUCUUCAGUCCUAAUACGUGUCCUGCAACUCGUGUCCAGAUUUGUGAUAUUCUCCAUAUGCCUGAAGCCUCUGAAGGAAGCCUCUAUCUGGGACUUCCAAACAUUAUUGGGAGAAAUAAAAAUGUUGUACUAGGAUUUCUGAAGACCAAGGUAAUAGCAGGAAUUAAUAGUUGGGAUUGUAAACUUCUUUCUCGUGCCGGCAAAGAAAUCCUAUUGAAAAUUGUUGUCCAAUCGCUCCCCACAUAUCCUAUGAGUGUUUUCCUCCUUCCACUUGGCACAUGUAAUGAAAUUGAAAAACUUAUGGCCCGAUUUUGGUGGAAGACAUCUUCUAGUAAAGGGAAAGUUAUUAUUUGGAGGUCUUGGGAUCAUAUGGCUGCUCAUAAAUACGAUGGUGGCAUGGGUUUUCGGCACUUGCAUGAUUUCAACAUUUCCAUGCUUGCUAAACAAGCCGCUCUUGGGACUAUGACCUUGUACGAGAUGUUCAAUAAUCGAGAUUCUGAUAUUAUUUUGGGCAUCCCACUAAGCUCAAAUGUCUCCAUUGAUACAUGGUCUUGGGAGGGGGAAAGAACAGGCGAGUUCUCGGUCAAAAGUGCUUAUAACAUGCUCCAACAACAAAAGCGUACCGAAGAGAUGGUUGAAAACUCAAUCUUCUAG
Messenger RNA from Cannabis sativa, 783 nucleotides. RefSeq lists its product as uncharacterized. NCBI's taxonomy places the organism in Eukaryota, Viridiplantae, Streptophyta, Magnoliopsida, Rosales, Cannabaceae. The transcript is spliced from 2 exons. Bases 1 to 783 code for a protein of 260 amino acids. The record is from RefSeq and is a predicted model, not a curated record.